CCAAGUAUUCUUUGCGCCCAGAGUCAACAGCCUCAUUGCAUCCAGCACAACAUGGUCAAAAUCGACAAGUUCGCAGUCGAGUCGUGGAUGGACGCAUAUGAGACAAAGUGCAAGUACAACAUUGCCGAGACAUGCUGUGCGUCAAUCUCCGUCGACCAGCUACGCGACCUGUCAGAAGAUAAGGACAGGCAAGUCUUCGAUACUUCGCGCGUCCUCAACUAUGGCGCAAUCAGAGGAAGCGACGACCUGCGGAACAACCUUGCCCGACUCUACUCCGUAAAAGUUACGACACCACUCCCAGCCGAAAACAUCCUCACCACCGCCGGUGCGAUCCAGGCAAACUACCUGACUGCAUACACGCUUGUAGGAGCUGGCGACCAUGUCAUCUGUCACUACCCCACCUACCAAUCUCUCUACGAUGUGCCCAAGCAGCUAGGUGCCCAAGUCGACCUAUGGAAGGCCAAGCCAGAAAACAAUUGGAUACCAUCAAUCGAAGACCUGAAAGCCCUCAUCAAGCCAAACACCAAGCUCAUCAUCAUCAACAACCCCAACAACCCCACCGGCGCAGUCCUCGGCAAGUCCUUUCUUAGAGAUGUGAUCGCCAUUGCCUCGGAAAAAAACAUCACCAUCAUGGGCGACGAAGUCUACCGUCCCCUCUUCCACUCCAUCGGCCCAUUGGACAAAGAGUUCCCGCCCUCCCUCCUUUCCAUGGGCUACGACAACGUCGUCGUCACAGGCUCCAUGUCCAAAGCCUACUCUCUCGCCGGCAUCCGCAUCGGAUGGAUCGCAUCACGUAGCUCAGAUCUGAUUGAGAAGAUUGCAGACGCACGCCACUAUACCACAAUCUCCGUGUCCUACUUUGAUGAGCAAGUUGCAGCCUACGCUUUGCAUUCAUCGACUAUACACGCUCUGCUUGCGCGCAACAUCCAGCUUGCCAAGACAAAUCUGGCGCUGCUCGAGAAGUUUGUGAUCAAGAAUGAGGAUGAGUGUGAGUGGGUUAAACCCGUGGCUGGUACGACGGCGUUUAUCAAGUUUCAUCGUGAAGGUAAGCCGGUGGACUCUGUGGAUUUUUGCAAGAAACUACUUGAGGCUACGGGUGUCAUGUUUGUGCCUGGUAGCACAUGCUUUGGUGAGGAGUUCAAGGGGUAUGUGAGGAUUGGGUUUGUCAAUCAGACGGAUGUGGUCAAGGAAGGGUUGGAUGCUGCCUCCAAGUUUAUACGCAAAAACUUUGAUGAGGUCGAGUUGGCUGCGUAA
Molecule: messenger RNA, 1254 nt
Organism: Bipolaris maydis ATCC 48331
Lineage: Eukaryota; Fungi; Ascomycota; Dothideomycetes; Pleosporales; Pleosporaceae
Product: pyridoxal phosphate-dependent transferase
Biological process (GO): biosynthetic process
Molecular function (GO): pyridoxal phosphate binding; catalytic activity
Source: RefSeq, a predicted model, not a curated record